AUGGCGGCUAAAAAGUUAUCCCCAGUCACUUUAGCAGAUUUAGUUAAACGUGUUCCCAAAGAUCAAAUGAAGCAAUUUGAAAAAUUUCGAGAUAAAACCAUAGAAUAUCAUAGACGUGUAAGUAAAUAUCCCGAUAAAUUACCACGAAUCGAUUGGGAAUAUUAUCGCAAUAAUGUUCGAAAAGACUAUGCAAAAAUGAUUGUGGAAUUUCAAUGUGAAUAUGAAGAACUCGCUCGGACAUUUAGUGCCCGUCAUGAAAUAAAUGAUUUCGCCAAAUACUAUGAAGAAUUGGAUAAGAUGACCGAACAAGUUAAGAAAGAAAUUGCCGCAUUUGUAAAAUCUUCAAAUGAACGCAUAAAACAAUAUGAAUCUGAAAUGAAACGUCUACAGAAUUUGACGCCAUAUAACGAAAUGACUAUGGAACAAUUUGUUGUCGAUCGUGAAGAUUUAGCGGAGUUUAUACCACGUCAGGGUAGUCCAUUAUUUUGGCCACAUACCCCUGAGGAACAACGUGUUGGGCCAGCUAAUCCUGAUUAUGAUAAGAAACAUCAUCAGGAGGAAAAAUCUGCAUCGCCGGAAACUAAUAACACGGAUGUCAUUGUUUCGUGA
This is a messenger RNA of Musca vetustissima, 609 nucleotides long. RefSeq names its product ATP synthase subunit d, mitochondrial-like. Gene Ontology annotation, molecular function: proton transmembrane transporter activity. Gene Ontology annotation, biological process: proton motive force-driven ATP synthesis. The coding region runs from base 1 to 609 and encodes 202 amino acids. The transcript is spliced from 2 exons. The record is from RefSeq and is a predicted model, not a curated record. Lineage: Eukaryota; Metazoa; Arthropoda; Insecta; Diptera; Muscidae.